UGUAUAAAGCACCCACAAGGUACCGGUGGUUGAAAACACAGUCCACGCGGGAUUAGCGAGUGACGAAUUUCCGGUCAAGGGUGGGCCAUUUAAAAAUCAUUCCUACCUCCCCCGCUCUUGCCCUGCAGGUGUAUACUCGUCAGUCGUCAAGUGUCCACUUAAUUUGAGUGCUGAGGGAAUUGGGUGUGUCGUUUAAGUAUUUGGACCGUAAACCAGGAGGCUCCUGAAGCGCGGAUUGCUAGACUCUUUUUUUGCGAGUGUUGGCUCCUUCAGACCGUCUAUCUAUAUCUAUGUUUUCACAUGUAUAUUUUCGCUUCUGCUUUUACGAACAGGUUAACAUCACUUUCAUCCGAAUGGAAUUCCUCUAGAACGCAAGGUCUUCAGGUCAAUAACCAACCAUGAGUUAGAAGACUUAAGCUAUGUGAUGUUUAAUAAAUAAGAAGAUAUGAAACAUUUCCUUCUGACUAUAUAUUUGAUGUUGCAGUGUUGCUAUGCCCUGUGCUCCCUCCCUGCUCCAGUCAAUGUUUCCAUAGAGUCCCUCAACUUCCACCAUGUUCUACGCUGGCGCGCCGGUCCAGGCACACCUCCUGGGACGGUGUACAAGAUCAGCCGCAGAAAAAACCACAGCCUGCAAUUUCUACAUCAAACCAACAUGACAAGUCAUAGGCUGGAUCUAAAGUUCCCCAAAGAAGAGCAUAAAUUCUGUGUUUGGGCCUCCCGUAACCUCUCAGAGUCGCCCGUGGUCGAGACCACCUUCACCCCCUUCACACAGACUGUUAUUGGCUCUCCAAUAUUGUCUUUGGAUGGAUGUGGCAACUGCCUGGAAAUCAACAUCACACUGCUUGAGAUAGAAACUAUUAAAAAGAUCUAUGGGAAAUCCUUAUCUUUUGACAUCUACUGGAAGAGAGCAGGAGAGACAAAGCCCCAAAUGACCCAAACAACUAAUUUAGCUUACAUGCUGGAGAACUUGGAGGUGGGUAUGGAGUACUGUGUGAGGGUGUACACAAGGAUCAUCACCAACCACAACACACGGUCCUCUGGGUGGAAGUGUGCUUACACCAGCAUUCUGGAGCCCAACAGAGUCCCUGCUGUUGUAGCUGGGGUGUCUGUUGUCCUCAGUGUGAGUGGGGUAGGUCUGAUGUUUCUCACGUUUGGCCUGUUCUACAUGGGGUUCCUGUGCAAGCUGAAGACCCACCAACCUAGAGGACUGACUGCCCUGGUGGAGGGCUUCUUCCUCAUCCCAGAGAGGACGAUCCCUGACUUGGUCUCUAUAUCUUCUAAGACAGAGGAACAAGGGAAGGCCUGCAGAUCAAAAACACACCAUGACAGAGAGAACUCUAACCAAGCAGGUGAGGAGGAGGAAGAAGAAGAGGAAGAGGAAGAGGGGGGAAACGACGACUACAUGGACCGCCCUGUGGGGCUCUCCUCUGACAGCAGCUCUAGCACCACACAGUCCCAGGAUGCAUCAGGGGCCAACGUAGCCCUCAUUGACACCGCAUGGCAUUCUGGGGGAUUGAGUUCUGGGGUAGCUGCUGCUGAGGAGGAAAGGGAAGCUCCUGUGGGUGUGAUGGUGCUAGGAUGUCAGGCUCAGGGAGAGGUCACAGGUGAACAGGCGAGGGUCAUUUCCAGCUUUGACGGAGACCGACCCAGACCUCUGGGACUUGGAGGGUUGGGUGGAGAGGAGGAGAAAGAAAGAGAGGAGAAGGAGACCUCUGGUAAUGUCAAUCUGUUCUCUGUGACUCUGGGGGCAUUAAAGAGGGAUGAGGAGGAUGAGUAUGAAGAGGAGACAGACUUUCUAUUAGAAUUUUCAAAACAGGAGCAGAAGCCUCAACUUCCCAUAGACUCCUUACAGAGGAACUUACGACUGGGCAGCAUGAGAUCUCCGAGUGAGAUACAGGAGGAUACAGGCCUAGUACUGACACUGCCACAGACAGUCUGCACAUGGAUAUACUCUGAAUAUUCAAAUAGACAUGCUGACAGCAGCACAGAGACACACUCUGGCUACCUUGUAACGCACACAGGCACUGAGCAGGCUGACAAUGAGACAGAAGAAGAGGAGGAAGACUUAUCAGGGUACAUGGGGCAUUGAUUAUUGUGUAUGUGUGUGGCUCUGUAAUAGUGUUCCUUACCCGAUAACUGCACAGAUAUUUACAUUUACGUCAUUUAGCAGACGCUCUUAUCCAGAGCGACUUACAGUAGUAGUGAGUGUAUACAUUUUUUUUUUUAUAGUAGCCCCCCGUGGGAAUCAAACCCACAACCGUGGCGCUGCAAGUGCCAUGCUCUACCAACUGAGCUACACGGGACUAUAUUCCACUUGGUUGGAUAUGCUGUCUCACAUAAGCCUACAUUCCUUCCCAAUUAUUGCCUUCUGUUGAGGAUGUGUAAUUAAAAUAUUAAUUUCCAUAAAAUGCCAUGCACUUGUU
Molecule: messenger RNA, 2423 nt
Organism: Salvelinus fontinalis (brook trout)
Lineage: Eukaryota; Metazoa; Chordata; Actinopteri; Salmoniformes; Salmonidae
Exons: 8
Coding region: 446-2089 (547 amino acids)
Molecular function (GO): protein binding
Source: RefSeq, a predicted model, not a curated record